Synchiropus splendidus (mandarinfish) is the source of this 2652-nucleotide messenger RNA. RefSeq names its product schwannomin-interacting protein 1. Gene Ontology annotation, biological process: positive regulation of hippo signaling. Gene Ontology annotation, cellular component: plasma membrane; cell junction. The transcript is spliced from 7 exons. The record is from RefSeq and is a predicted model, not a curated record. Bases 245 to 1141 code for a protein of 298 amino acids. Lineage: Eukaryota; Metazoa; Chordata; Actinopteri; Syngnathiformes; Callionymidae.
AAAUUCCUCAAGUUUCGGGUCUUUGUUAAGAAAGUUUUCACGGAUUGGGAGUUUCGUUUCUGCCCAUCAUCUGGUGCCUCAACAAUAGUCAAACUUUGAAGUCGUGACUAUUCUCGGUGGAGCUACUGCAACGGGACGAUAUUAUGUGGAUUAUUUCGCUGUUCUGUGACGAACAUUCCUGAUUUGAAGAAGAAGAAGAAGAAGAAGAGGAAGAGGAGGAGGGAGGUCUUCAGGAGGAUCAACGAUGUGGCACAACUCUCCGACAACAUCGCCCUUCUCUGUUUGGGACAAAAUGGAUGAUCAGCUGGACAAAGAGGGCGAGAAAGAACGACAGCAGCGGGAUGAGAAGGAGAGCAACGAGGCUGAGGACGACAUGAGAAGUGAUGAAGAUGCCGACAACGAGGAAGAGGACGAAGAGGAGGAGGAUUCGGAGGGUGCGGCACUGGUCUGGCAGGAGAGCUACGACAAUGACAGUCUUGGUCUUCCCAUCAUGCACUGGGAGGCUCUCAGCCUGCGCAUUGCUGAGUUGGAAAAACAGGAGGUGGAGAGGAAGGAGAGAAGAGCCAAGAGUGGCGUGUCGCUGGAGCGAGGGAGAACACCAGUCAGCUGGAAGGAGGAGAGAGGGAGGCGAGCCGAGAGCUGGGAGGACAGCGACGACGCCUGCAACAGUCACGUGUCGGCGCUCACCUCCCGCCUGCAGACUCAGAUGAACCUCCAGCUCUGCUUCAUCAACAACAGUGAAAGUGAGGAAGAGGAGGAAGCGAAGAACGCCGGCGAGAAGGAGAGCAGCACUGCCCGGAGAGGGACUCUGCAGACUCCGCCCACAGCUAAGGUAGAGAAGCCUAAAUCCCGAGGUUUCCGGAACACGCUGAGGAACCUGAGAGACAGACUGAGGACAGACCACAAACAGCUGACUGCAGCUCGUUGUGAUCCAGCUCAGAGGAGACAUCUGGAGCGAAGUGACUUACAGAACCUCACUAUGAAAGAGCUCAAUGCUCUUUGUAAGUCUCUCAGCCAGACCAUACAAGACCUCAGCUCAGACCUGGUGGGCCGCCUCCAGGUACGGGACCAGCUGAGGACGGAGCAGGACGCCAUGCUUCUGGAGGUCCAAGACUUGACCUCUCUGACCUCGCCCAGCUGAAGCCCUAAAGUGCUUCACCUCUAUGAACAUCUCAGUCGGACCAGCUCCACUGGUUAUGAUCACUGUGAACACUUUUUCUCGCACGGUAUCUUCCUGUCUGUAACUGUGGUGCGAGAGCCAUGUUUGUCCAGUGGGUGGCGAUGAUGAUGGAGCACUGUGGUACAACAGAAGGAAGCAGGGAGUUUUGCAACUUCAAACAAGCCACUGAUUUAUUUUUCUUUAGGGAACAUUCCAUUAUGACCACCACAUCUUGAUCAAAGUAUUUCUGAUGGGGUCUCACACCAUUGAUACAGAAGUGCACACAUAGUUUCAUUUAAAAUGUUACAUUUGACACCUCCAUCUUUAAAAAAAUAUUGACAUAACCUCUGCCUCACAGGUUAAUGAAUUGAACUAUCACAGCGACCAACAGAAUAAGGGCAUUGCAAGCGCCCUGCUGGUCGACCACCUUGAAGACAACUCACAUUACGCUUUGACAAUUACCUUCUGUUCAUUUGCAAUAAUGAAUCAGUUGACCACUUUACUGAAACAAAACGCACAACUGAUUCAUGUAACAGCUGUGUUCAAUUGGCUAGUCAAGUAGCGAAUGUGCUAACUACAGUGAGAGCGGACAUUACUGUAGAUGAGUCAGGAAUGCUAAAGGUUAGCAUUCAUCAUGGCGGUUAUUUCUCUCUCAAGUCGUCCUCUACAUAUCGUACGCCUCUGGUCUCCUGCCCGUCUCACCUCAGCUAUUUAUUAUUCAGAGGUCAAUGACUGCAAUUAUUUUUCUUAUGUAGACUUUAAAUGGGGGAACGACUAAAUGUGUAAUGAGGGACGUUGCGUUUUGCAUGUGUUCAUGUUACAUGCAAGCGUCUACUUAAAUAACCUCUGUACUUCCCUAUUUGUUUGGAUGUGCAACACUGACUGGAACACUAAAGCAGCUGUCCUCAGAACAGUUUCAAACGACAAUGUUUUGUGCCAAAAAUGAGUUGUAUUUGUAAAUGUGCAAUUUGUCUUCAAGCAAAUACUUUUUUUACUUCAAUCGGAUUUUUAAAUUGAAAAGGGCUUUUUACUUUCUUAAUACCCGUCCGAACAAGUUUUAUAUUUCUGCUUGUGGUUGACAUUUCAAGGGACUAUUAGUGCCAAUACAUCGGUUAUGUCAUAGAUGCUGGUUUUGCGUGUUACAGUGUUGUCAUAACAACCACUCUGCCUUGAAGCUCUGAUCGGGCUGUGCUGCCACAUCAUGUUUUUGUUAAGUUGAAACUGUUCUAAUUUUAUACAAACGAUCGACAUCCUUUGCUGACGUAAGAAAUGUAUAGCUGUCAAUGUUUACAUAUGACAUGUUUAACAGCAGUGUAUAGAUGUGUAGUUGUUGUACAUUAUUGCUGCAUGUACUCUGACUGUCAAUCAUUGGUAAAACCUUUCUAAAAUUGCGGUGGUGGUAAUGACUGUUUGCCUGGCUGCACCUGAUUGUUGAGUCACAGAGUUAAAGUGUAACUAUUUGUUGCUAAACAAAUAAAGUGCCCCCUGUUUUA